Messenger RNA from Pochonia chlamydosporia 170, 744 nucleotides. RefSeq names its product alginate lyase 2. NCBI's taxonomy places the organism in Eukaryota, Fungi, Ascomycota, Sordariomycetes, Hypocreales, Clavicipitaceae. The record is from RefSeq and is a predicted model, not a curated record. The transcript has a single exon. The coding region runs from base 1 to 744 and encodes 247 amino acids.
AUGCAUUUCUCACUCAACGCCGCCUCCUUGGCCGCCAUCUCCCUCCUCUUCACCAAUGCCGGAGCCGUCCCUGCCACCCAAGAAACCCGUGCCACUUGCGGCAGCGGUAAUCUCGACCUCUCCAAGUGGAAGCUUCAACUUCCCACCGGCAGCACCGGUCACCCCGACACCAUCUCGUCUUCUGACCUCUGCAACGGCUACUCCAGCCAGUACUUCUACAUGCAGGGUGAUGCUCUCGUCAUGAAAGUCCCUGGUGGCCCAUCAUCCGGCAAAUGCGUCACCACGCCCAACAGCCAGCACUGCCGUACUGAGCUCCGCGAGAACAAGCCCGCGUCAUGGGAUCCCAAGGGCAAGACGAACCGUCUCAUCGGUGACCUCAAGGUUACGCAGAACGACGGCGAGAUUUGCAUUGGUCAAAUCCACAUUGAUGAUUCCAUCUCCAGCAAGCCAGUUGCCGAGUUGUACUACAACUCUGCGGGUGCUUUGGCCGUGGGCGUCAAUACUUGCCGCACUUGCAGCCAGAAGCGCACCUCCAUCGGCAAUGUGCCCAAGGGCCAGCGAUUCACGUACGAAAUUCGCUACGAGGGCAACAAGCUGUCCGUCAGCAUUAACGGCGGUGCGUUCAAGACUCUCAGCACCUACGACUUGAAUGCUCCCAAGAGCUACUUCAAGGCUGGCAACUACAACCAGCAUGAUGUUCCUACCACUGUUCAGUUCUACAAGAUCCAGACCAGCCACUCUUAG